AAGACAACAGCGUGGAACGGGUCUCGAUGUGAUGUUUAGUGCCAACACAGGACGAACUUUAAACCUUCCAAUUUGUUUUUAUCUCGUGUUGUUGUAACAAGUCCUACAUUCGCAUUUAUUGGUGUGUGUGCGCCGGUGUAGUGAUAGAGUGAGCUUUCAUUGAAAACAAGAGGAUAUUAAAUCUUCUCACAGUUCUGAGUGACAUGUCUUCAGUAGACAUUUUACAAAAUUGGCACAAAUACAAGACUUUGAUCGCUGCAGGAGCGACGGCUUUUGCAGGGCUUGGGGCGCUGACCUAUUACUUUCUGAAGCCGAAGCUAAAGACGAUCCCCAGAGUUCCUGUAGACUUGAAUAAUCAAUCAGCAGCCAUUGAUGGCAAGCCAGAACAGCGCGGGUCUAGACUCUGUUUCCCUCCAGACUUCCUACAGUACGACUCACCCAACAAAGAUUGUGUCGUCAUCAGUGACGUCCUGUUCAGGGGCAGAAAGGUGACAAACAAUGGUCCCUGUUUGGGCGCCAGGACCGGCAAAGACAGAGCUUAUGAAUGGUUGACAUAUCAACAGGUGAUAGAUCAAGUAAUACAGUUUGGGUCAGGUCUUAUCUAUAAAGGGAGCAAACCUCAGAAUGAUACAUUCAUUGGGAUCUAUGCCACUAACAGACCAGAAUGGACCAUCGCUGACUAUGGCACUCAUUACUACUCUAUGGUUCCAGUCCCUCUCUAUGACACACUUGGGAUUGAUGCUUGCAAGCAUAUAAUCAACCAAUGUGAGAUGCAAGUAAUUGUAGUUGACACAGAAGCCAGGGUCAAGACUUUGAUAUCGCUUAAAUCGGAACUGCCGAUUUUGAAACUGAUUGUGAUGAUCGAGCCAAUGACAACAGAGUUGAAGAAAAAUGUGGAAGAGCAUGGCCUGGAGCUCUUGAGUUUUAAAGACAUUCUGGAACUUGGCAAAAGAAAUCCCCAGCCAGUUCAGAGACCAAAGCCAGAAGAUGUGUAUUCCAUCAUCUAUACUAGUGGCACCACAGGUGUUCCAAAAGGUGUGGUCGUGACUCAUGGAGGAUUCCUCACUAUGGUUAAAAGUAUCACUCACCACUUUAAACCAACCUUUGAGCCAGAGCCUGGUGAGGUUUACUUGUCCUAUCUGCCACUAGCACACAACUUUGAUAGGACAGCACAUAUUUAUCUGUUCAUGUUUGGAGGCCAGAUUGGCUAUUUCAGUCGGGAUGUCAAAUUAUUGUUAGAUGACAUCAUGACCUUAAAACCUAGCCUCUUUGCCACAGUGCCACGUGUGUUAAACAGAGUUUAUGAUGCUAUAAUGUCUGAGGUAAAAUCAUCUUUUAUUAAGUCAACUCUCUUGCGGUGGGCACUUGCUAGCAAGAAGAAAGAGAUUGAUAACUUUAUCUACAGAAAAAACAGUUUCUGGGACAGACUAGUUUUACAUAAAAUUCAGAAUAAGCUCGGUGGAAGGAUUCGUCUGGUGGUCACUGGAUCAGCACCUCUGUCAGUGGAAGUUCUUAACUUUGUACGGUGUGCCUUAAGUUGUGUGGUAGUUGAAGCCUAUGGUCAGACAGAGUCAGGCGCUGGCUUGUCUUCAAGUUUUCCUGCUGAUCCCAUACCAGGUAGCGUGGGCCCUCCACUUCCUGGUUGUCACAUUAAACUUGUGGACAUUCCUGAAAUGAACUAUUAUGUUAAAGACAAUGUUGGAGAGAUUUGUGCCAAGGCAGACUUUAUAAUGAAAGGCUAUUACAAAGAACCUGUCCUGACAGCAGAGGCAUUAGAUGAAGAUGGUUGGCUUCACACAGGAGAUGUUGGUACUUGGUUACCGAAUGGUACUUUAAAAAUUGUGGAUAGAAAAAAAAAUAUUUUCAAACUCUCUCAGGGAGAGUACAUUGCUACAGAGAAGAUAGAAAAUAUAUACCAAAGAAGUUCCUUUGUUGCACAGACUUUUGUUGAUGGAAACAGUUUGAAGCCUUGCUUGAUGGCCAUUGUUGUCCCUGACCAGAUAUUUCUCAACAAGUGGACACAACAAAACAAAGAGUACCCAUCUGAUUUGAAAGAAUUCUGUCAGAAGAAGGAGGCCAAAGAUCUGGUUCUAAAGGAUAUUCUGGAGCAAGGUAGAAUAGCUGAACUCAAGGGAUUUGAACAGGUAAAAGACAUUUAUUUAGAGUGGGAUCCAUUCACAGUGGAAAAUGACCUUCUGACCCCAACUUUCAAAAACAGGAGACCCACUCUGAGGAAAAAGUAUCAACCAAUUAUCGAUGAGCUGUAUAAGAAAAAUGGCUUGUGAAAGAAAUCGAAGAGUUAUAGGGUAUUCAAGUGGUUGACAACUCUGUUGAAUAAUUAGGCCUACAUCUAGAGUAGCUCAACUUGUUAAAUAAUUGAAGUCUUUCAUUUUAUGUAUGUACUCACCAUUAUGUAGCCAUAUGUCUAUAUUUUUAUCCAUAAGUUCGUCCAUUGUAUGAUUUUGUUAUACGAAUGGAUUAAAGCCAGAGAAAUGGAUCUACAAGCAGAGCAAUAAAUCUAUUCUUUUCAAAAACUGUGUAGUCUCAAAAGAGUGAGUCAAAGGAGCAAAAGAUCUACUCGCAUUGGAGAAAAUUCCAUGAUUAAAAUUGGAUUGAUUCGUUUCUUUCUUCACCAAACAUUCCAUUUUUUAAAAACUUGUACAUUAUCAAACACUGAAUUAUUGACAUGGACUUGCAUUGAAUGUAGGUAAUGGAAUACUUAUGUUGCCAAACGACAUAAAAGCUGGGCAUUUUAUUUAUCUGUCUGUACAUUUUGUGUGUGUUUAAUGUAUAACUAUGUUUGUCCUAGUCUUACGCAGGAGUAAUAGCUUUAUUUUCAAUUGCAUUCAAUAAAAAAAAACGCAAUAAAACACUAACAGAUACAGAUAAAGGCACAUUUGUGAUUCCUAAGUUUGUACAAGUGCUCCUUCCCUAGUGCCAUUAGAGUCAGAGGCAUUGUGAGGGGGGGGGGGGGGCACGAGCCUCAGGGAGACUCCUAUAUAUGUUCAUGGUAAAUGGGGGGGGGGGGGGGUCGCCAAUAAAGUACCUUACUCGGGCGCACGAUUUUCUCACGCCUCUGAUUAGAGCAUGGAAAGUGUUGACUGAAUCUACCAGGAAAACCAAUGCCAUAGCAUAUUUGAUUAGAUUAACAGAUGGAUACGAGUAGGAAAUGAUAAUAUUCCUCAUGGAACGAACGUCUCUAAUGUAUAAGAUAAGAUUCAGUUCACACGGAUAUUGUGCGUAUUAUAAACUUCCUAGAAAAUGUUCAGAUAAAAAGGUUCUAUGCAGCUAGAUGGGGUAAAGAAAACACAAUAGUAGUGGGUGCAUGAAGAUAUAAAAGCGAUGGAGAAGGGAGGUAACAAAGUAGGAACUCUGUAGUUACGUUUUUUUUUUUUUUAGAUAUAAAUGGAAUAUUUGUUUCUAAGUUAUAUCAAGGCCAGCCUUAGGCAAACUAGGCAUCCACAUGGCGCCUCCGAUUUUCGGGGCCUCUCACAGGUCUCGAAAUUCACUUCGCCCUUUGCCUUAUAUUAUCUAACGCCGGCCCUGGAUUGAACUUAAAUGUGUUUGACUCGAAAAUCGUGUAAUAAAUGUGCUAAAUAGAAUAGUGGAUGUAGUUUUAUAGGUCUGAUUGAAAUUUAGUGACUUGGCUUUUAACAUGGCAAGUAUAGGUCUUUUUUUUUUUUUAGAUAUUGAACGAUGAUUCCCAACUGACUCCAGAAAAUAUGAUUUGUAUAAUGUAAUAAUUCACUUGUGGUUUAGAAACAAAUGGAAACACUGGAUAAAGUAAAUGUGUUGACUACACGUAGAUCUAGACGUUUGUUGUACUUGAUAUGUGGCAUUAUAGGCCUAUGUCGGGAUAAAGUAUAUGCCCAUUUUGCAACUUCUCAAAUCAUGGAAACUUCCAGGGAUGGCAGGGUUGAACAUUUGUCAACUUCAGACGUUGCAGUUCUCAGCCUUUCUUCUUAUGUGUUCACCGUCUGUGAUCCAGUACCCCUCCUUUAAGCUAGCCCUCUACCUGGCCUUAUCCUGUGCUUUUUUUUAUUCUCCCAAAUGUGGGUUGUCGACUUUGAAGAGCUUGCUGACCGCACUGACAUACAUCAGUUGUAUCUUGAGAGAGGACGACCUGCAGCUUAUCUGCUCUCUGUUAAUGCUGUCUUUAAAUUCCUUUUCAUUCCAAAAUUUUUUUGUCUUCAUUGUUCAAUGUCCAAUACAACUCAAUGUUGGAUAAAAACAAGAGUAAAAACAAUGAUGCGUAAACUACGACUUAAUGGUCACAUUCUGCCCGUGACGAAGUGGUAUCCAACCCGUGACACAGUGCUUCCGGCCCGUGACGCAGUGCUAUCCUACCCGUGACUCAGUGCCACCCGGCCCAUUCAAAUUUCGGCACCCAGUAGAUCAUAAAGCCUCAAGAGUAUUACCUUCAUCGGACUCCAUGAUGUUCGGCGGCGUUGAUGCGGUCCGUGACAUAAUGUAUCUGAAACUUAAAUGGCUAUCUGGCUGAAAAGGGUUGGGCACCACUGAGUUAAAUGUUCCCAUUCCAUGAUAAUACUUAAUACACAUAGAUGUUUGCUUCCUAGGAACAAACAAGUUGUCUCUCAAUGACGUUGAUGAGGGCUCGCUCUUAUAUUAAUACGCAAAUGAUAAUUUACUAUAUUUGUAUUUUGUUCUAUUGUACAGUAUGUCUGUAAUGUACAUAGAUAUGAAACUCUUGUAUCUGGUGUGAGCGGCAUUAUUGUGAUGCAUUGUAUUAUCUGGAUAUGUAGAUAAAUGAACAUAACAGUUAGCCAUUGCGUUUUCUUUUUAAUUUGUGUAAUAACGUGCAUAGAAAGCCUAAAGGUUAUAUAUUAUAAUGUCCAAUGUAUAGUCUCACAUCAAGUCUAUCUCGAUCUUUACAAUUUGUUUUUGUUUUUAACAGAAGUUGUUGUGAAGUGACUUUUAUUAUAAUUCCGUAUUUUUAAAUUCUAUUUUGAAAUGUAUAGAACUCUAUCACCUAUUUUUUGCGUGUUUCUACACAUGCCAAUAAAAUAACAAUAUAAACUAGCCUCAAUGA
Molecule: messenger RNA, 5050 nt
Organism: Biomphalaria glabrata
Lineage: Eukaryota; Metazoa; Mollusca; Gastropoda; Planorbidae
Product: long-chain-fatty-acid--CoA ligase 5-like
Exons: 22
Coding region: 204-2285 (693 amino acids)
Biological process (GO): long-chain fatty acid metabolic process
Cellular component (GO): membrane; endoplasmic reticulum
Molecular function (GO): long-chain fatty acid-CoA ligase activity
Source: RefSeq, a predicted model, not a curated record